GAUAUUUCAAACUGUCCAUAUAGAAACUAUUUCUCAAAAAAUGUGUAGCCCCUGAUGGCAUAUAACACAUGUAGUUCAUGAAGUCCUUUAAAUUAAGUCCAUCCAAUUUUCUCAACACGCACAUGGAUAAACGAGAAAAAAGUGCACGCUGCAGCUGAGAGGACUUGGAACAUCGGUCAGUAGCAGAUAGAGGGAUGCACGCCUCUCUCAGAAGAUUAUCCUCACGCUUAUUGGUUCAGAUUACCAAUCACAAUAAUGAUGCAAAGGAGAAGAAACACAAUGGAGAACCCUUUAUUCUGUUCAUCUCACAGCCAACAUCAUGGAUGGAUUCAAGUCUCAGAUAUGAGGGGUCCUGCAGGCCACUGGACGUCAUGUGGUCACCCGUGUGCUGAACGUGCCGUGUGGAACCCCAAAUUCUGUGUGGUCACCGACUAUCAAAUGCUGCUGCUGGACAAAGAGGAGAUACACCCUCUGCUCCUACAGGAGAAGAGGACUGACACCUGCAAAUCCAGACUGCUGCGUCGUACCAUCAGUGUUCCUGUGGAGACGCAGUUCCCGGAAUUCCAGUAUAAUCUCUCAGUGGACAACAACUCUCCACCUGAGAAAACAGGGCGGAGACGUAGCAUGCCGGGCUCCGCCCCUGACAAAGCCCCACCUACAAUGGAGCCCACUGCCACUGCUGCUACACCCUUCAGGGUUACAGGGUUUUUGAGUCGCAGGUUAAAGGGCUCAAUAAAGCGGACUAAGAGUCAGCCUAAACUGGACAGGAACAGCAGUUUCAGACACAUCCUGCCAGGCUUCAGACCAGUGGACAACGACAGGUCUCAUCUGAUGCCCAGGCUGAAGGAGUCGCGCUCUCACGAGUCUUUGCUCAGUCCCAGCAGUGCAGUAGAAGCUCUGGACCUCAGCAUGGAGGAAGAGGUCCUUAUUAAACCAGUGCAUAGCUCCAUCCUCGGGCAAGAUUACUGCUUUGAGGUGAGCACCUCCACAGGUAGUAAGUGCUUUUCCUGUCGUUCAGCCGCAGAGAGAGACAAAUGGAUGGAGAACCUGCGACGGGCUAUCCACCCUAAUAAGGACAACAGUCGGCGGGUUGAGAAUACACUCCAGCUGUGGAUCAUCGAAGCUAAGGACCUUCCGGCCAAGAAAAAGUACUUCUGUGAGCUCUGCUUGGACGACGGCCUCUAUGCCCGCACCACCUGCAAGCUGAAGACGGAUAACGUCUUCUGGGGUGAACACUUUGAGUUCAAUAACCUCCCUACGGUCCAGAACAUCACCGUCCAUCUCUAUAGGGACUCGGACAAGAAGAAGAAAAAAGACAAGAACAACUACGUGGGGCUGGUGAGCAUUCCAGCUGUGAAUGUCACGAGCAGGCAGCUGGUCGAGAAAUGGUACCCAGUUAGCCAACCCAAUCCAGGGAAAGGAAAAACGGCUGGACCCAUGGUCCGCAUCAAGGCCCGGUACCAGAGCAUGAACAUCCUGCCCAUGGAGCUCUACAAAGAGUUUGCCGAGUACACCACCAACAACUACAUGCUGCUCUGCUCUGUGCUGGAGCCAGUCAUCAGCGUCAAGAACAAAGAGGAGAUGGCCUGCGCUCUGGUGCACAUCUUACAGAGCACCGGCAAAGCAAAGGACUUCCUGACAGAUCUGAUGAUGUCGGAGGUGGAUCGAUGCGGGGAGAAUGAGCACCUGAUCUUCAGAGAGAAUACGCUGGGCACUAAAGCUAUCGAGGAGUACCUCAAACUGGUUGGACAGAAGUAUCUGCAAGAUGCACUGGGUGAGUUUAUAAAGGCUCUUUAUGAAUCUGAUGAGAACUGUGAGGUGGACCCAUCCAAAUGUUCAUCUAGCGAUCUAGCUGAACAUCAGAGCAACCUUAGGAUGUGCUGUGAGCUGGCUUUCUGCAAGAUCAUUGAGUCUUACCGUGUGUUUCCACGGGAACUUAAGGAGGUGUUUGCGUCAUGGAGACAGGAAUGUGGUAAUCGAGGGCGACCGGAUAUCAGCGAGCGUCUUAUCAGCGCCUCGUUGUUUUUGCGAUUUCUGUGUCCGGCAAUCAUGUCGCCUUCUCUCUUCAACUUGACACAGGAGUACCCAGACGACCGCACUGCACGCACACUCACUCUUAUCGCCAAGGUUACACAGAACCUCGCAAACUUCACCAAGUUUGGUAAUAAGGAGGAGUACAUGUCCUUCAUGAAUCAGUUCUUGGAGCAGGAGUGGACCAACAUGCAGCGCUUCCUACUGGAGAUCUCUAACCCAGAGACCAUCUCAAAUACUGCAGGCUUCGAGGGCUAUAUUGACCUGGGCCGUGAGCUCUCCACCUUGCACUCCCUUCUAGCUGAGGUGGUGUCCCAAAUGGACCAGAGUGCUACCUCCAAGCUUGGCCCAUUACCUAGAAUACUGAGGGACGUACAUGGAGCGUUAACAAACCCAUCAAACGUACAGAUGAGCGUUCCUCCUGAUCGUGUGCCAUCCCCUCCAGCCCCUGGAUGCAGCAUCUCCAGUGGAUUACAAAAGAUGGCCAUUGACAGUGACCUACCAGGCCCAAUGGACUUCACUCGCCUUCCUUCCCCCACCCCUGAAAACAAAGACCUCUUCUUCGUUACACGCUCUUCUGGCCUCCAGGGCUCCCCUGCCCGCAGCUCUAGCUACUCCGAGGCCAACGAACACGAGCUGGGUCUGGCCAAUGGUGGCAAGAGCCUGUCCAUGGUAGACCUGCAGGAAGCGGCCAGGGCGUUAGAACCUAUUGCCAUCCCGGUAGGGAUCACUUCAGAAGGUUUAGGUGAUGGUGCCAUGGUUCCCUGGAAUGCACGGACUCCCCAAGGUAAUGUUACCGGAGGCCCUACUUUUCACAGGCCAGGACAGACUCCCACUACCCCAGGAGCAGAAGGUGCCCCAGGCAGGCCUACACAGCUUUUGGCCCCGCUAUCAUUUCAGAAUCCAGUGUACCAGAUGGCAGCAGGGUUGCCCGUGUCAGCUAGAGGCAAUGCGAGUGGGGAUUCUGGGUCAGAGUGUCACAGCUCCGUCAGUUCCCAUAGCAACAACGAGGAGGGUCUUGGAGGAACCAAACACACGUUCCUUACCCAGGGGGCUUCAGUGGCGGAGGAGUUUGGAAGGCGUUUGGGAGAUUCGAGACGACAGCUAUCGCUAACUGAUGCGCAGCAUGGAAACCAGCCUGCGGUUCCACGACAGAGCAGCGCUGGUCCUCAGCGACGGAUUGACCAGCCACCUCCACCCACACAGACUGCGCCCAGAGGACGAACUCCACCCAGCCUAUUGAACUCCACCCCCUACCCACGGCCUCCUAAUAACACUUUGAUGUCAUCAUCACCCGACUGGCCUGGAAAUGGUGCACGGCUUCGACAGCAGAGCUCCUCCUCUAAGGGGGACAGUCCAGAAACAAAGCAUCGCGCACCACAUAAACAGGCCCCAUCCCCUGUGAACCCCAGCGCACUGGACCGUACCGCUGCCUGGUUGAUGAAUGUGCCAUAUAUAGAGCAGGAGUCUGAGACGGAGCUUUGCAGAGAUGAGCACACACAAGCUGAAAAGUAUCAGGCGGAGAUCUGUAUGCUGCAGGAGCGACUGCGUGUGUCAGUGCACAGGCUGGAGGAAUAUGAGGCCCGGAUCAAGGGACAGGAGGAACAGGCACAGAAGAUGUUGCUGGAGUAUCAGGCCCGACUGGACGAGUCUGAAGAGAGAUUGAGACGGCAACAGGAAGACAAGGAUCUGCAGAUGAAGGGCAUCAUAAGCAGGUUGAUGUCUGUGGAGGAAGAGCUGAAGAAGGAUCAUGCUGAUAUGCAGGCAGCGAUUGACUCCAAACAGAAGAUCAUUGAUGCGCAGGAGAAACGGAUAGCAUCUCUGGACGCGGCUAACGCGAGGCUAAUGAGUGCCCUGUCACAGCUGAAGGAGCGCUACAGCAUGCAGACGCGGAACGGCAUCUCCCCCACCAACCCCACCAAGCUGCAGAUCACAGAGAACGGGGAGUUUCGCAACAGCUCCAACUGCUGAACGAAGAGCCCCGGAUCCACAGAGAGAAGGAAUGAAGACAGAGGACACGAGCAAGUGUGCAGAUAUUCUGUAAGUGAACACUGAGAGAAAUAAGGCAGGUGAGGAUACUGAACAUUGACCUUUGACGGUCUGCAAAGCGAAUGUUUGGAAAAGUGGCGCAAGAUCCACUUUAAACAUCCACUGGUGAGACUACUGUUCAAGUGCUUCAUGUUAGGACACACCACUAGACAUUCAUUCGUGUUUCACAACAACUAACUGUAAAAUAAA
Cyprinus carpio (common carp) is the source of this 4269-nucleotide messenger RNA. Its product is annotated as DAB2 interacting protein b. NCBI's taxonomy places the organism in Eukaryota, Metazoa, Chordata, Actinopteri, Cypriniformes, Cyprinidae. The record is from RefSeq and is a predicted model, not a curated record. Gene Ontology annotation, biological process: regulation of GTPase activity.